Epinephelus lanceolatus (giant grouper) is the source of this 1627-nucleotide messenger RNA. It is a transcript of the gene ethe1, whose product is annotated as ETHE1 persulfide dioxygenase. Gene Ontology annotation, cellular component: mitochondrion. The record is from RefSeq and is a predicted model, not a curated record. Gene Ontology annotation, biological process: hydrogen sulfide metabolic process; glutathione metabolic process. Gene Ontology annotation, molecular function: sulfur dioxygenase activity. NCBI's taxonomy places the organism in Eukaryota, Metazoa, Chordata, Actinopteri, Perciformes, Serranidae.
AGAUGCGCGCGGAGCAAGUUGACCUGCUGGACUGCAUUGGAUGAAGUGAACGUUUGGUUGCUCAAUAAUAAACAUUUGCUAUGGCAGUAACAGCCGCUGUAAAAGCGACUGACACUGUAACACCACUAUUGUGUCUCAGUUCAUCCAAGGUGAGCGUGAGGCUUUGAAACCACUCUGAGCUGUGAGCUUUCAUGGAGGAUAUUUGACAUUAUCUUGCACAAACCCGAGCUAAACGCGGCUGCACAUUGUGACAGGCUCCCACCAGCAGCCUCUCAGGACAUUAGUCCCCUUUAAACAAUUAUCUGGUAGAGCUUUCAGGAAAUUACCGACGAACAACAAUGUGCUCGGUAAUAAGCAGGGUGAAACCGCUCCAGCGGGUUCUGGCUGUCACGCUUCGCUUCAGAGGAAUCGCCGAGGGCUCGAGUUACGCUGCGGCCGAGAGCAGACGCCUCUUUCCCGGUGUCAGUGCUGACAUUGAUCCGAUAAGAGCUACCAGGAAGUCGUACUGCUCCAGGAUGGCGCUGGCCGGAGGACCGCUCUUCAGACAACUGUUUGAGUGCGAGAGCAGCACCUACACCUACCUGCUGGCAGACACAGAGACCAAGGAGGCAGUCAUCAUUGAUCCAGUUCUGGAGACCAUUGACAGGGACCUGAAGCUAAUAGAGGAACUGGGGCUUGAUCUAAAAGUGGCAGUGAACACCCACUGCCAUGCAGACCACAUCACAAGCACUGGGCUGAUGAAGAAAAGACUGGCUGGACUGAAGAGUGCAAUCUCCAAAUUCAGUGGUGCUGCUGCAGACAUACACCUGAAAGAGGGAGACAAGAUCACCUAUGGAAAACAUUAUCUGACAGUGAGAGAGACACCGGGACACACUGAUGGGUGUGUGGUGCUGAUCACAGAGGAUCAGAGCAUGGUUUUCACUGGGGACGCUCUACUCAUCAGAGGCUGCGGCAGGACAGACUUCCAGCAGGGCUGCGCCAAGAAGCUCUAUAAGUCAGUCCAUGCGAAGAUCUUUACUCUGCCAGACCAGUGCCUUGUCUACCCAGCACAUGACUACAAAGGUCAGAUGGUGUCUACAGUCGGUGAGGAGCGCAGGUUUAACCCACGCUUGACCAAGAACCUGGAGGAGUUUGUGAACAUCAUGAACAACCUGAAUCUCCCCAAGCCUCACAAAAUUGAUAUUUCAGUGCCUGCCAAUCUGGUUUGUGGAGUACACGAAGUCUGAAUGUCCAGCGAAAAGGAGCAUUUUAAUCAAAUCAAGAAUUCAUAUAAUCACAAUCAACCUUAUUGGCCAGGUAUGUGUACACAUACUGUACAAGCCAUUUUGGUUUUUGCAUAUAGCAAAGUGAUUAACAUUUACACAUUUGUAACUGAGCUGAAUUAAACAAUCUCUGUCAUUAAGUGCUUUAAUGUCUGUAUUUAUGUAAAUGUAAAGAUGCAUAUUUGAAUAGCUGCUGCCAUGUGGAGUGAAGCUGCUGACAUCGCUGUGAUGAUGCUAAAAAUGAAAAUGAUAUCAGUUUUAUUUUAACUGUUAGAAAUGAAUGCUAAAGAUCUGCUUAUGAAGAAAGACCACUAUUAACAUAUAUUUUUUUGUAUUUUCAUUAAAUUUAAAUAUGGCUGACUCUA